This is a messenger RNA of Sycon ciliatum, 1530 nucleotides long. Its product is annotated as N-acetylglucosamine-6-sulfatase-like. Lineage: Eukaryota; Metazoa; Porifera; Calcarea; Leucosolenida; Sycettidae. Gene Ontology annotation, molecular function: glycosaminoglycan binding; N-acetylglucosamine-6-sulfatase activity. The record is from RefSeq and is a predicted model, not a curated record. Gene Ontology annotation, biological process: glycosaminoglycan metabolic process.
GAAAGUACCUGAACAACUACGCACAUCCGACGACUGGUGUCAACGUGACUCACAUCCCGCAGGGCUGGGACACCUGGUUUGGUUUGGUAGGAAACAGUCGCUUCUAUGACUAUUCUGUGAGUAACAAUGGUGUUCUGGAGAAACAUGGCACCGACUACGAGAAGGAUUACUUCACCGAUGUCAUCAAACGUAAUGCCGUGAGCUUUAUCAAGAAUGCUACCACUGAGGAUGCCAGCAAGCCGUUCUUCAUGUACAUUGCUACGCCUGCACCGCAUCGUCCAGCCACGCCGGCACCUCAGUACGCCAACAUGUUUAGCAAUGAGACAGCUCCACGCUCACCGUCGUAUGGCUUCAAGCCCGAUGACAAGCACUGGAUCAUUAGUGGAGGUACUCCACAAAUGGACAACACAACUAUCAAGACCGUGGACGAACUGUGCCUGGAUCGCUGGCGUACAUUGCAGUCAGUUGAUGACCUGCUGGAGGAGGUUGUAAUGACUUUGCAGACGGGCGGUGUUCUGGACAACACUUACAUCUUCUAUAACAGCGACCAUGGCUAUCAUCUGGGACAGUUCAAUCAGCAGGGAGAGAAGCGGCAGCCAUAUGAUGAGGAUAUCCGCGUGCCGCUAAUUGUGCGUGGUCCUGGUGUGGUGAAGGGCCAGAAAACUCCCAGAAUUGCACUCAACAUUGACUUAGCACCGACCUUCAUCGAGCUGGCCGGAGGAGAGGUUCCGGAUGAUAUGGACGGCCGCAGCCUGAGACCCGUUCUGGAAAAUGCCCUAUGUGCCGACUGGCGUGACGAUUUCCUGGUGGAGUACUGGGGCGAGGGAACGCCGUGCAUGGGCACUAUUCACGCCACACCACCGGAGCAAGUCUUCCUGCACGAUUGUCACAACAAUACAUUUGUGAACCUACGCACACUCUCGGAAUCAGAUGACAGCAGCUACAUUCUUGUUUUCCCCAAUGAUGAUGCACCCAUGGACAUCAGUGCAGUGAACUACAGGAAUACUAUGACCUGACAGAGGAUACCUGGCAGAUGAAGAACACGUUCAAACAACUGACACCGGCAAAGCACAGUGCAUACCAGGCUCGUCUGGAGCAGUACAUGAAGUGCUCUGGCCAGACCACCUGCAAUCUAAAGCCAAUCUGAGUGUUGGACAGGGAGGGACCAGGCACACUAACAUGGCACUGUGUUCCUCUAUCCCGCCAGCCUUCUCAGUCUUCAACGUUUUCAACUUUUCCGCGAGCAAAGAAUGCAUUUUAUUUUUCUUCGACUUGGCUAGAAUUCUUGGCGUGCACAGGAGCAUAAAUAAUUUGCAUUUGUGCCGUGUAUGAAUGCUGCAGGUCAGCAUUUGCAUACUAUAAUCAUGAAGUCUCGAAUGUUUCAAUUUCCCCCAUUGCUCAAUUAUCCCUGUUUCAAAUCAACAAACCAGGGAGUACGAAGACUGGCUCUUAGUACUCUCUACAACAAACAAUCUCCCCGAGGUGACUACAGUCAUUACACCGUAUCAAGAUUAUUUUAAAAUUAUGGAA